AUGCCUGGAUUAAGUUUCGAUAACUACCAAAGAAACCAUUUCUUAACUACAAGAGGUUAUGGCCAGCCUACUGCCACAUCAACUGGUACCACCAUUGUAGGGUGUAAGUUCAAAGGAGGAGUGGUGAUCGCUGCAGAUACGAGAGCCACUGCUGGACCUAUUGUUGCUGAUAAGAAUUGUGAGAAGUUACAUAGAUUGGCACCCAAGAUCUGGUGUGCUGGUGCAGGUACUGCUGCUGACACCGAGAUGGUUACUCAAUUGAUCGCAUCCAACUUGGAGUUGCACUCCUUACACCAAAAUAGCCAACCCAGAGUGAUUACCGCAUUGACCAUGUUGAAACAGCACUUGUUCAAGUACCAAGGUCAUUUAGGUGCAUACUUAAUUGUGGCCGGUGUAGACCCUACAGGAGCUCACUUACUUUCUGUCCAAGCACAUGGUUCGACCGACAUUGGUCAGUACCAAUCCUUGGGUUCAGGUUCCCUUGCUGCCAUGGCAGUCUUGGAAAGCCACUGGGUUCCAGACAUGUCUAAGGAAGAUGCCAUGAAGUUGUGUGCAGAUGCAAUUGAACUGGGUAUUUGGAACGAUUUGGGUUCCGGUUCCAACGUGGACUUGUGUGUCAUGGAGGUUGGCAAGGAUGCCGAGUUAUACAGAAACCACUUGACUCCAAACGUCAGACUGGAAAAGGCAAGAUCUUAUAAGUUUGCUAGAGGAACAACUGCAGUCUUGAGGGAAAGUAUCAGAGAUAUCUUAGAUGUUGAAGAAACGGUAAUAACCUUUGGAUCAGCGUCUGUUGAUGCUAUGGAAGUAGAUGCAUAA
This is a messenger RNA of Dujonia railenensis, 816 nucleotides long. The record is from the annotation of a GenBank genome assembly. Lineage: Eukaryota; Fungi; Ascomycota; Pichiomycetes; Serinales; Debaryomycetaceae.